AGGACACACCCAACACCAUCCGUGAGCCACUCUAGUGUGGUGCUCCCAUGGAGGAAGUUGCCAAGUGCACUCUGCAACAGAUGAAGCCUAUGAAGUGUGUUACUUUUGAAGGUGCUAACACUGGGAGGAGGUUCUAUGGAUGCCUUGUUCAUGGAGGUGUGAGUUGUGGUGUAGUUCAGUGGGUUGAUCAUGUCUGGUCUGAUGUACUUAAGAACUGCCUCAUCAAGUUGUGGGAAAUGUUCCAUGAGCAAAACUUUGGAAGGAUUCAAGACAAGCAUUCAUAUGAGGAUGAAGUUGCCAAGUUGAAAAAGGAGUAUGAUCAUCUCUGCACUGAGUAUCAUAAAAUGGUUGAUGAUGUUAGCAAGAUGUUUGACUGGCAGGAUGGUGUUGGCAAGAUUGACUACCAGAAAGCAAUGGAUGUUGAGAAAUAUGAGAAGAAGAAGUAAGAGCUAGAGCUGGGGAUGAAGAUGGAGAAAUAUGAGA
This is a messenger RNA of Triticum aestivum (bread wheat), 483 nucleotides long. RefSeq lists its product as uncharacterized. Bases 48 to 446 code for a protein of 132 amino acids. NCBI's taxonomy places the organism in Eukaryota, Viridiplantae, Streptophyta, Magnoliopsida, Poales, Poaceae. Gene Ontology annotation, molecular function: zinc ion binding. The transcript is spliced from 2 exons. The record is from RefSeq and is a predicted model, not a curated record.